Molecule: messenger RNA, 1585 nt
Organism: Nothobranchius furzeri (turquoise killifish)
Lineage: Eukaryota; Metazoa; Chordata; Actinopteri; Cyprinodontiformes; Nothobranchiidae
Source: RefSeq, a predicted model, not a curated record
CCACUAAAAGCCGUGGCACCACCCGGAAGUAUCAGAACUGCCACUGCAAGUGCCACAAGCGCUGCCGCUGCCACAAAUUGCGCUCGGUCCUGCUGUAAAAUAGACACUAGGGUCAAGUUUUAAUCAAACAAUGAGAGAAAUACGCUGCUGCCACGUCAACUUGAAGAAUUCUGAUUCGUUUUUUCAACCUGUGUGAAGAAGAAAUCACAGAAAGGAUUGACUAAAAUGUCACAAGAUUUUGCAGUACGGAAAUAAAGAUGAUAAAGAAGUUAAAACAAGUGAAAGGUAAUGAUGGCGUUCCCUCAGCCCAAACCUCAGGCUCCUCAGCUUCCUCAGCAUCUUCUCCGGACCAUUGACUGCCAGCAAGGAGCUGUCAGGGCUGUUCGCUUUAACGCUGACGGAAACUAUGUACUGUCGUGCGGCAGCGACAAGUCGCUGAAGUUAUGGAGUGUGAGUCAGGGGACCUUCCUGAAGACGUACAGCGGUCAUGGAUACGAGGUUCUGGAUGCAGAUGGGUCAUACGACAACAGCCAGAUUUGCUCCUGCAGCUCCGACAAGAGCGUGAUCCUGUGGGACGUAGCAACAGGCCAGGUCACACGCAAGCUCCGAGGUCACGCCGGGAAAGUUAAUUGUGUGCAGUUCAACGAGGAGGCAACAGUGAUCUUAUCUGGAUCGAUAGAUGGGACGGUGCGGUGCUGGGAUACAAGAUCCAGACGAUUUGAGCCCAUCCAGGUUCUAGAUGAGGCUCGGGACAGCAUCAGCAGCCUGAAGGUGGCCCAGCAUGAGCUGCUUACCGGGUCCGUGGACGGCCGGGUGAGGCGCUACGACUUGAGAAUGGGACAGCUUCAUGUAGACUUCGUCAACAGUCCCAUUACCUGUGUGUGUUUCAGUCAGGAUGGCCAGUGCACCCUGAGCUCCAGCUUGGAUUCAACGGUUCGUCUUCUGGACAAGAGCACCGGCGAGAUGCUGGGGGAGUUUACGGGACACAAGAUGAAAGGCUACAAACUAGACUGUUGCCUGUCCAGUAAAGACACCCACGUGUUGAGCUGCUCAGAAGAUGGAUUCGUCUACUGCUGGGACCUGGUGGAGGGGUCUUUGUCCUUAAAGCUGCCAGUGGGAAAAGCGGUUGUCCAGUCCCUGGCCUUCCACCCCUCAGAGACCUGCCUCCUCACAGCCAUGGAGGGGCGGGUUCAGGUGUGGGGGGCGGAGCCUGAAGAUGCAGAGGAGGACACCACCACCUCGUAGACACGGUGAAAGGCAUCACGGGUGUUCACAGAAGAAGUAGUAAUACUCUGGCUUUACGUGAGCUUUGUGUCACGUUCUGUUUCAUUCAGGAAUCACCCGACAGCUUAGAUCAUUGUGGUUUUGGUGGAAAGGCCACGAGACUGAGAUUUGGGUUAUAUAUCAGCUGUGAAAGAAAAUUUACAGAUGAUCUGAUCCCAAUAAGUGUUUUCCUGCUUGUGUCGCAUCAGAGAUGUAAAACUCAGCCUGAGCCUCGUGUCACAAUGUUUUUAUUUGUUUUCUAAUGUUUUGUUUUUUAUGGUUGAAGAAAAAACAUAAAAAUAAAGAGAAGAUUAGAAAGAAA